AUGAAGGCCAAAGGGAAGAAGAAAAGGCGUACAGCUGAUAAAGAAGCCUUUUCUGAGGAGUCUGCAAUGAGAAAAAAGGAACUGGUGAAAUGCCUGCGGCACACAGAGAGGAGGAGUGGGGGAAGCAAGGAGAGCAGCAAGAUUGCUGCAGCCAGAGCCAAGCAUCCUUGGAGCAGUAAAGACAGACAUUUGAGGAGACUGGAAAGCAAUGAGCGGGAGAGGCAGAGAAUGCACAAGCUCAACAAUGCGUUCCAGGCCUUGCGGGAGGUAAUCCCUCAUGUGAGAGCUGAGAAUAAACUUUCCAAAAUAGAGACUCUCACACUGGCCAAGAAUUACAUUAAAUCAUUGACCUCCAUUAUACUCAAUAUGUCCAAUGGACACUUCCCAGCUGCAGAAGGGCUGGGGGGAUCCUGGGGGCCCAAACUGUACCAGCAUUAUCAACAGCAACGUGGGGAUGAUGAUCAUAGCUUCAGCAAAAAUACCUAG
Meleagris gallopavo (turkey) is the source of this 486-nucleotide messenger RNA. The record is from RefSeq and is a predicted model, not a curated record. Lineage: Eukaryota; Metazoa; Chordata; Aves; Galliformes; Phasianidae.